UCACCUGGAGCUGACUGGCUGGGGGAGUGUGUGUGUGAAAGGAGAACCAUCCAGCCCCCAUGGCUUCCUCAUCAGAUCCGUCCCGCAGGGAAAAGGGUCCAGCCACACAAGGUUCGCACACGGCUACACGCGACCUCUUACGGAAGAAGGAACAGCGUCGCCGUGGAAUCCGAGCCUCCUCGCCUAUGGGUCGGGUCAUCCUCAUCAACUCUCCUGUAGAUGGUGGAGAUGAUAGUGAAGACCUCCACACAUUCACAGUGGAUAAGAGUGUGGACGGGAAGCUCGGCUUCAGUGUGCGUGGCGGCUCGGAGCACGGCCUCAGUAUUUUCGUCAGUAAGGUGGAGGACGACAGCACGGCGCAGGAGGCGGGCCUACAGGUCGGAGAUAAGCUGGUGGAGGUGAAUGGCGUCAGCCUGGAGAGCAUUACCAUGAGCAGCGCCGUGAAGGUGCUGACGGGCAACAACAGGUUAAGGAUGGUGGUGAGGCGAGUGGGGAAAGUUCCCGGCAUCCGCUAUUCUAAGGAGAAGACAACCUGGGUGGACCUGGUCCACAGGCGGAUGGUGGUGGAGGAGAGCGGGCGGACACCUUCAGAAGCCAGUUCUGACAGCGCUCUGCAGAGGAUCGUCCACCUUUAUACCACCUCUGACGACUACUGUCUCGGCUUUAACAUACGAGGGGGAAAGGAGUUUGGUCUCGGCAUCUACGUCUCCAAACUAGAUCCAGGCGGUUUGGCCGAGCAGAAUGGGAUUAAGAUUGGAGACCAGAUUCUGGCUGCCAAUGGUGUGAGCUUUCAGGACAUCAGCCACAGCAGUGCUGUGGAGGUGCUGAAGACACACACACACAUCAUGCUCACUAUGAAGGAAGCAGGGAGGUACCCUGCUUAUAAAGAAAUGGUGGCAGAAUACAGGUGGUUGAAUAAAUUGGCCAAUGGUACUCAGCCAUCUUCCUCCCAGGCUUCAGACUCCAACUCUUCAACCUCCUCUCUGUCAUCUGGGACCCCGGUCAGCUCCCUGAGUGGCCUGUCUCAAGUCAUGUUUCCACACAGCCUGCCGUUCGGUUCAGACAUGGUGGACGUUUGCAUCUCUACAGAGGACUUGAGGUCUGAGUCUGAACUAACAGACUCCGCCAUCCAGACAGAUUUUUCCGCUCAGAGAAUGGAAACGGACACCACCCGCAGCCUGGGACCAACCACACUGCUCAAAGACACGGCGAUCCGUGGAGAGGAGAGCAGGAGGUGGAAGGAGUCUCCCAAAACAGCUGUGCUGCUGGCGCUUAGCAGACCAAGUCGACCAAUCACCAGGUCGCAGAGCCAAGUCACUGUAGCAGGUUGGUCUGCAUUAAAACAAAGGUUAAAAAGUUCCUACACAGAUGUAGGACUUACAGAAAUUUACAAAAAGUGCUCCAAUACAGAGAUCAAUCAGAAGAAAGACAAGAAGAAGCAGAAAGAGAAGCAAGCAGAGGAGAAAAGCACUCUGCAGCGCUCAAAGACCUUUGUUAACCUGCUGUUCAAAGGAGGGCGCAAGAGAGACGCCUCAGGUGGGCGCUCCAAAUCACCAUUCAGAGAAAGCAAAGAGGGACGAAAUGUCAGUGUGAUGCCAAACUCAGAGAUGCUUGGCGUGGUGGAGGACAUGGCGCGAAGGCUGCUGACGGAGGAGGAGGUGUCUGCUGUGAUGACGGCAUGCCGAAUGUAUACAACAGAGAGGUCAGUGGAGAACUUGAUACGCCACCUGCUGGUUGUGCUGGACCGACCUGAAAAGCUGCUGCUUCUGAGGGAAGUCAGACUUGUGCUUUCGCCAUCUGAUCUGAGUGUUUUCAACAACAUGGUGACCGCUGUUGAAGCUGAAGCCUACGAUCUCCUCAAAUAUCGGUCAGUCCGAACUCCUCCUCUUCGCUCCCCCAUUUCUGGUCGAGCCCCCAAACGGCGCCUCAUCACACCCAUCCCAGGUCAGUACCUGUACCUUGAUAUUUGUUUGUCUCUUUCUUUAGGCCUUAAAUUGUUGCUCUUACUAAUCUGUGAAACUAACAUUUUCAUGCUCUCUCCAGAUUAUAGGGGUGGCUUUGAGCUCCACAGUGCUGAGGAGGUGGAAAAAGAGAGCCACCUGCUGGAGGAGCUGGAGAAGCUCAGCCUGACUGGCUCUCAGGGAUCCAGGGGGAGAAUGAAGACCUCUAGUUCUUUCUCAGCUCUUCUGGACAUACCUGUGGACGGAUAUAAGCCAGAGUCCAGAAACAUCAGGUCCCGCUCUGCUGGUCCCUUGCUUCCCAACUGGCUGCUGGCCCACAGCAGUGACUCCCCACCUCCUCUCCGUACAGACAUUGGCACCGUUCGCUCCGUCCACUUUGAUGAGGCUUCUCUGCGCUCAUCUUCAGAUAAGGUGGAGACAAACUCUGAGAGGGGAAGGACUUUCUUCAGGAACAGCCACUCUCAAGGCAGGAGGGAGAGAAGUGCAGAUAGGAGUAAGAACGGUGCGUUCACCAUGCAAAGUGCGAACCGUAGGAGCCGACCCUUGCUGUCGCAGGUGUUUGGUACGAGUCAGGAGUGGCAGAUGAACGGUCAUCGGACUUCCUCAGAGAACAGGCUCAGCGGUACUGAGCCUGAACAGGAGCAUCGACUGAAGACAGUCAGCAUCUCCAAGACCAAACAGUCUCUGGGCAUCAGCAUUUCUGGUGGGAUCGAGUCAAAGGUACAGCCAACCGUGAAGAUCGAGAAGAUCUUUCCUGGAGGAGCCGCCUCCAUGUGCGAGGUGCUUAAGGCUGGAAUGGAGUUGGUGUCUGUGGAUGGAGUUUCCCUCCAAGGAGUGACCCACCAGCAUGCCGUUGACAUCAUCCGCAAAGCCUUCAGCAACAAGGCCAAAGACCCCAUGGUGUUUGUGGUCAAAGUUCCCAUAAACCUCUAA
This is a messenger RNA of Xiphophorus couchianus (Monterrey platyfish), 2894 nucleotides long. RefSeq names its product PDZ domain-containing protein 7. The record is from RefSeq and is a predicted model, not a curated record. The transcript is spliced from 17 exons. The coding region runs from base 60 to 2894 and encodes 944 amino acids. Gene Ontology annotation, molecular function: protein binding. Gene Ontology annotation, cellular component: cilium; plasma membrane; stereocilium tip. Gene Ontology annotation, biological process: sensory perception of sound; auditory receptor cell stereocilium organization. NCBI's taxonomy places the organism in Eukaryota, Metazoa, Chordata, Actinopteri, Cyprinodontiformes, Poeciliidae.